AUGCUCGAAAUUGGAAAUGGUGACAUGAAUGAUGCUGAAUAUGUUACACACUUUUCUCUUUGGGCUAUUAGCAAAGCACCUUUACUUAUUGAAUGCGAUGUGUACAAGGAAAAAAAAGUUGCUUUUGCAUCAUCGAAAUUGCUCAAUGUAUCAACUGAGAUCGUUGUUGCAAAUUGUUCAACAUCAUCAAAAAUAGAAGCAAAACGUGUGCAAUGGACACAUAAUUCUCAAGAUGGAACAAUUCGAUCAGCACUCGAUGGACGAUGCUUAUCCAUUAAUAAUUGUAGUACAGAUGAAGGAGCUAUUAUUAAUCAACAAUGGACAGUUAGUUCAGCUGAUCAAACUAUUGUUUCUCAAAUGAAUGGAAAGUGUUUGAAUUUCAAUCAACAGCAUGGGCCACAUGUUAAUACACUUACAUGUAAUAAACAAGAUUAUCAACAAUGGUUAUGGAAUGCUAUCGAUGGAACAAUUCGAAUUAAACAUGAUGGUCAAUGUUUAACUGUUUUACAGGAACUUGAAGUUUGGACUAGUCCACUUUCGGAUCAUUCACAAGCUGUUGUUUUACUUAAUCGAGUUAAUAGUGGGAAUGAAUCAAUCACUGUCAAAUGGACAGAUAUUGGAUUUCCAAAUGGUCAAGCAGCAAUUGUUCGUAAUUUAUGGACUCGAAAAGAUCUUGGAAUAUUUAUAGGUAAUUAUACAUCACCAAAUAUUAAUUAUCAUUCAGUGAUCAUGUUAAAAAUUACUCCAACACAAAAUAAAUAG
Messenger RNA from Rotaria sp. Silwood2, 762 nucleotides. The record is from the annotation of a GenBank genome assembly. NCBI's taxonomy places the organism in Eukaryota, Metazoa, Rotifera, Eurotatoria, Philodinida, Philodinidae.